This is a messenger RNA of Silurus meridionalis, 5783 nucleotides long. RefSeq names its product periplakin (gene ppl). Gene Ontology annotation, molecular function: cadherin binding; structural molecule activity. The record is from RefSeq and is a predicted model, not a curated record. Gene Ontology annotation, biological process: intermediate filament cytoskeleton organization; wound healing. Gene Ontology annotation, cellular component: intermediate filament; membrane; cytoskeleton. Lineage: Eukaryota; Metazoa; Chordata; Actinopteri; Siluriformes; Siluridae.
AGGUGUGUGUGUUGCACAGUGCUGCAGGUGAAGGCUCGAGCGAAGCGGCUGUGAGCUCUGGAGCUUUGAUCUUUGCGUGUGUGAGGUGUUCCAACGAGGUGUUCUUCCUUUCUUUUAUUAUCUGGUGAAGGCAUCAUUCAUAAACCUUCAACAAGCUCCGGAUUUUACACCCAUCCUUCAAAAUGUUCCAGAAAAGGAAAACGAAGACCAGCUCGCCCUUUUCGUCCACGUCCAGUAAAAAGACGGAUCUGUCCACUCUGAUCGAAAAGCUGCAAAGGAAUGGCGAUAAGGUGGAAAAGAACAUCUUGGAGGUUGAGCAGAAUCUUAACAAGGAUGUGCUCAAGAUCAACGAAGGAAAGACACCGCUUUAUCAGGAGUCCAAUAACAGGUCAAUCGAGAACUCCCUGUUGUUGCUGAACAGUCUGAAUGAGGACGCGAUCGAAGCCAAGCGCCUGCAGCACCCGCAGGCUGAGAUGAUCGAGCAGGAUAUGAAGCAGCUACGUGAGCGCGUGAAGAAGCUGCGCAACGAUCACAACCAUAUUUACCACCUGACCCGAUCCGAAGGGGUUCCCAGUGUGAAUUGGGGAAAGCUCAUCGAUGAGAAAACAACAAAUCUCAACAACAAAGGAUUUGGACAAGACCUGCCCACCAUUGAGAACCAAGUGGAAGAGCACAACAUCUUUCACAGCGAAGUGGAGGCUUUGGCUCCCUACAUCAGUCAGGGAGACAAGGACUACGUUGAUGGCUUGCAGCUGAAAUACAACAAACUGCUGGCGAAUUCCACUGCUCGUCAGAAGAACCUGCUCAGUCUGAGAGACUACAUGCAGCGCUGCACCAACGAGCUGUACUGGCUGGACCAGCAGGCUGAAGAACGUGUCAUGUACGACUGGAGCGAUGCCAACCUCGACUACCCGGCUCGCAAGAGGCAGUACGAGAACUUCAUCAGUAAGUGUCUGGAAUCCAAGGAGGGGACGAUCACAAAACUAAGCGACGACGGUGAGAAACUCAUCGCCCAGGGACACCCGGGAAAGAACGUCAUCGAGGCGCACAUGGAUGCUGUGCAUGCAGACUGGAAGCUGUAUCUCAACCUGCUGAUCUGUGAGGAGAAUCACCUCAAGAACAUGGAUGAGUACCACAAGUUCCAAAAGGAGGCCAGAGACACUCAGGACCUGCUGAAGCGCCUGGAUACUGAAAUGAAUCAGAAGUACAACCCUGACUUUAAAGACCAGUACCAGUUGGAUGGCUUGCUCGUGGAUCUGAAUGACCAAGCGAAGGCCAUGGAUCACUUUGACGAACGAGUGAAAGCACUGCAGGACCGCAGCCUUCAGGUUCUGCCCCUGAAGUACCGCAGGAGCGCGGCGCAGAAGCUUCUCCCCAUCGAGGCGCUGUGUGACUUUGACGCAGAAGAGGGUCAGAUUCAGCGAGGGGGGCGCUACACGUUGCUCAGGAACAACGGAGACAAAUGGGACGUGAAAGACACGUCCGGUCGCACCAUGUCUGCCCCGGUCUGCUUCAUCAUCCCACCGACCGACUCGGACUCCGUCGCCAUCGCCGAAAACCUUGUGAGCCAGCAGAAGGCCAACAAGCAGAAGGUGGCGAGCAGCAAAGCGGCACUGCAGACCAGACUCACCGAUCUGAAGAAGGACAGCACAGGUGGACAAGAUAAACAGGAGCUGCAGUGCCGCCAGCUGAUGGCCGGAUUGGAUAAAGUGGUGAACGACCUAGAUAAGCAGGAGAAGGCCAUUUAUUCUCAAGUGCGCCCCCCUCUGGAGCAGAGCCGCCCUGUACAGGACAGCGCAGACAGGCUGCAGAACAUGAGGGACAUUGCCACCAUCGUUCGUAAGAUCGAGCCGGAGAAGUCCUCUAAAGUUCGUGAGGCUGAGACGUUCCUCAAAUCCAACCCCAAGUGUGCGAGCGCUCCUCAGCUCUCCUCCAAGGUCGACACCACACUCAACAAAUACAACAAGGUGGAGCAGCUGCUGAAGUGUACGGAUGACAAACUUCAGAACUCCAACAAGCUGGAGAGCUCGAUACAGAACUGCAAAAGCCUGCUGACGCCGUACGAAAACCGUCUGGCCAGAGAAGAGAUCGCUCCCUCUGACUCGACCUCGCUGGAUAAGGCUCUGCGUGAGCUCACUGACAUGAACACCGAGCUGAGGGCGAAGAAAUCCAUCUUCCCUGAAAUGGAGAAUAAUCUGAGGAGCUCGAAACUCAGCUGCGAUAACAUGGUGAACCGGGUGCAGGAGCACUGCCCUGACAUCGACCGCCAGGAGGCUGACGUUCAAAAACUUUCCAAACGUUACGAUAACCUUCUCAGGCAGAUCGACACCAGAUCACAGAGUCUGCAAAAAUCCAAAACCUCCUACAGCAAUUACCGUAAUGAUUACGACAACUUGAACAGCUGGCUGUCCCGUGUGCCGAACUACGAGCCGCACGAGACCGACACGAUCCAGCAGGUGGAAGGGAAACUGAAAAACCAAAGAAAUCUGCUCUCUGACGUCGCGAGGAAGGAAUCGGAUCUGAACAACAUCUCGCACAAUGCACAGCUUUACCAACAAGCCGUCAAGGAUUAUGAAAACGAAGCUGAGAGGUUCAGGUCCAUUCUCGACCUUGAAGACGGCCUGGUCUCCCAAACGUACAAGAGGAGCCGACUGGAAUCUCCUGCACUGAAAGUCAAAGCUGAGGAAGCAGCCAUCGAGGCCAAAUUCACGGAGGUCAGCGCUGUGAACAAACAACGUCUACAGAACCUUGAGUUUGCGCAAAGUCUGCUCAAUCAGCAAGCGGAGGUGCAAGUCAUCCAGCAGAACGUCCAGUCCGUGAAAUCUUCUCCCUCAGGAGAUGAAUCCUGGAGAAUUAAGAAUCAGCUGGAAGAGGAGAUUCUGAGAAGGCAGCAGCUUGAAAAGGAAAUCAAAACUAUUCAGACGGACAUCUAUGUGAUGGAAGGACAAAAACCACAAGACACCAUUGUCAAGAAAGAGCUGAUCAAGAAGGUCCCUGAUCCUCAGCUGGAUGAAGAGAUGAGCAAAGUCCAGCAAAGGCUGUCGGAUGAACGCAGGACCACUCGCAUCCUCGAGGGCGAACUGGACACUUUGCGUGUGAAGCUGCGUGGCAUCGAGACAGAAAUGAAGGAAGGUGCUCAGCAGUACACGGUUAAAGAGGUGCUACGCAUCGAAAGGGAUCGCGGACAAGAGGAGGAAGUACGGAGACUAAGAGAAGAGCUGGAGGAACUGAAGAGAAAAAAGCUGGUAAAGGACAACGAUGUCAUUCAGAUCCAGAAGCAGAUCACCAUCCUGGCUGCUGAGAAAAACAAGGAGCAGGAAGUCAUCAAGGAGGAAGAGGUCAUCAAGGUCCGAAAUGAUCCUCAGCUCGAGAGUGAGUACACGAUGCUUAUUGACAGAAAGCAGAAAGAAAUCAACAACCGCAAACAGCUGGAAGACGAGCUUCGAUUCCUGCAAGAAAAACUCAAGCGUCUGGAGAAGGAAAAGUCCAUGGCUGAGGAGAAGAUCUCCAUCAGAGAGGUUCUCACGGUUGAAAAAGAUAUCGCUUUGGAGAGAGAGGUUGAGGGCCUGAGACGGCAGCUUGAGGAAGAAAAGUCCAAGCGUUUAUCUAUUCAGAGGGAAAGGACCGACAUUCAGAGAAAGAUCACAAGCCUGGAGGAGGAAAAGUCCAAGGUCAUCAUUCAGGAGAAAGUGCGUGAGAUUGUCAGGCCUGAUCCCAAGGCGGAGGCCGAGGUCGCCAAUCUCAGACUUGAACUCAUCGAAGCACAGAGGAGAACCAGAGAUACUGAGCUCCACUUGAAGUCUACUCAGGAUGAGCUGUUGGUGCUGCGAAAUAGAGGCCCACAAGUCGAAAUCAAAGAAAUCAUCAAGGAGGUCAUCAAGUACAAGAUCGAUCCCGAAACCGAAAGAGAGCUGGAAAAACUCCGGAACGAAAUCGUCGACAAGACGCACAUGAUCGAGAAAUUCGAAUUGGAGAUGGUUCAACUAAGGGAGGAGAUUCAAAGAUGGAGAGACACCAAACCCCAGGUGCAGACCAAAGAGGUGGUGAAUGAGGUCAUUCAGUACAGAGAGGACCCUAAAACCAAAGAAGAAAUCGAGACGCUCAAGAAGAGGCUGGCUGAGGAACAGAGGAAGCGCUUGGAUCUCGAGAGAGAGCGAGUUUCCAAUGAAGAGAGGAUCAGGCUCAAGAAGAUCGACUUGUCACAGGUCAGGGAGAAGGUCGUGCAGCAAGAAGUGGUGAAGAUGGAAGAAGACCCUGUGCUGAAAUCUGAAUGCGUGACCUUCACUCAGAACAUCAGUAACGAGUUGAAACAAAGAGAAAGCCUGAAAGACGAGUUGGCCAGGCUGCAGCGUAAGAAGGCUGACCUGGAACUCCAGCUGGAGGAGCUCGAACGUGAACGCCGGUCCAGACGCGAAGCCGAGCUUGAAAUUCAGCGGUUGAGGGUCCGUCUUAAUGAGCUUGAAAUUAGGGACAAGGAAAACAGAGAGAAGGUUACAGUCAAACAGAAGGUCGUCUUGCAGCAAGAUCCACAGCAGGAGAAAGAGCACUCUAUCUUACGCCUUCAGGUCGAGGAAGAGAGACACAAACGUUUGCUUCUGGAGAAAGAGUACAACGCUCUGCUGCAGCAACAACAAACGCUGGAGAGGAUGGAGGUCCGGGAGAAAGUCAUUUGCACCGAGAAGGUCCAAGUCGAGAGGGAUCCAGAUGCCGAGCUUGAGAUUGAGAAGCUGAAAAAGAGCCUCGAAGAGGAAACUAAACGCCGGCAAGAGCUGGACAUCGAGCUCAGCAGCGUCACCAGCAGGCUGAACGAAAUGGAAUUCACGAACACAAAGUCGUACAAGGAGCUCGACCACAUCCGCGACGAGGGCAGCAGGCUCCUCCAGGAGAACCAGCGUCUGCAGAACGAGAUCAGAAAGCUCCAAUCCGAAAUCCACAUCACCUCGAAGGAAACCAGGCAAAUCACAGAGUCCAGCCCGGUGGACAACAGCAAGAACCUGGAGAUCCGGCUAGCGGCGUUGCAGAAAGAGCUCCUAGAACUGAGACGCAUCACGACCGAGAAAGAUGAGGAAAUCGAAAAGCUACAGAAGGGCCUGUCGGCCGUGAGGGUGAAGAGAGAGCAGAGGGAGAGCCACCUCCGGCGGUCGAUCGUUGUCAUCGACCCGGACACGGGCAAAGAGAUGAGACCAGAGGAGGCGUUCAAACUGGGGCUGAUCGACUGGAAGAUGUUCGUCAACCUCCAGAGUCAAGAAUGCGACUGGGAGGAGAUCACCGUCAAGGGGCCAAGCGGAGAGUCGUCCGUUCUUCACGACAGAAAAUCGGGCAAGAAGUUCUCCAUUGAAGAUGCCCUGCGCUCCGGGAACAUCACCAAACGCCAGCUUCAGCAGUACCAGAACAAAGAAAUCAGCAUCCAGGAGUUCGGUAUCCUGGUUUCCGGGAAGACCCACUAAGAAAUCGGUUUGUUUUUAUGUUUCGGUGCUUUACUUGAUGACGAGCUAAUGGUUUUAUUAUUAUUUUUUUCCUCCUUUCAGCCUUUCAGAGUCUUUAGGGCUUUCUUAACGCACUGUGUAUUUAUUUGCAUGUUUCCUGGGAUAAAAGGAAGAAAUAUUACCUUAAAAAUGUCUUCCUCUUGAUGGGUAGAUUUAUUCUCAUAUAGCAGGGUGAAAGUUAUCUGACUACAGGCUGCUCGGUUUCACAUAUACCAGAAAUAUUUGCGCUAUAAUUCUCACAGUUAACUCCAUAGUGUUUCGAAAAUAAAAAUAAAAGAUUUUUUUUGGGAAACCAGA